Messenger RNA from Camelina sativa (false flax), 1608 nucleotides. Its product is annotated as plasmodesmata-located protein 4. Gene Ontology annotation, cellular component: plasmodesma. The record is from RefSeq and is a predicted model, not a curated record. Lineage: Eukaryota; Viridiplantae; Streptophyta; Magnoliopsida; Brassicales; Brassicaceae. Gene Ontology annotation, biological process: transport of virus in multicellular host; plasmodesmata-mediated intercellular transport.
CAUGGUUGUCCACUUGAUCUCUCUUCUCACACCAAUCCUAGCCCUAAUCAUAAUUCUGUCUCUUCCCUCUCUCAUCAACACUUCCCAAUUGGAUUACGACACUCUAGUUUUCAAACAAUGCGAUUCAUUGGACGCAAACAUCCUUCAAAAAACAGCAACAAAAUAUUCAAAUUACUCAAAUAAGAAUCUCAUUCUCCGUGCACAAGCCCUUUCUUCUUUCUUACGCAAACUCGAAUCCGAAUCCUCUCGAUCUAAGUUCUACAAGACUCUAGUUGGUAACGAAGAGCACGCCGUCUCUGGAUGGUUCCAGUGCAGAGAAGAUUAUCCGAGUGAGAUAUGCCAUAGAUGUGUUAGUGAUCUUCGUGACAUUUCGUAUAGACUGUGUGGAAACGCCACUUCAGCUCGUGUUCAUAUCCGAGGAUGUCACUUGAUAUACCAGUUUGAAGGUGUUGAGACCCCUAGUGCUCAAGGAGCUAGGAAUCAUCACAACAACCACAAGUUAUUCGAAACCCCCGAACACGGUCUUCUCCACAAGAUAUGUGAUGAAGCAACGGCGGAGACGUUUGCCGGAUUCGAAGAGUUGAAGAGAGAGGCACUCGCUGCAGCUGAAACAGGAGUCGUUGACGGGCACGGGUUCUUUGAGGAUAGUUUCAAGCUCCUCCACGUUGUGGCUCAAUGUGAUGGCCACGUUGAAGCUUGCGAUUGCGGCGAGUGCGUCAGUGCCGCGGCUGCUGCAGCGGCAGAAGAGUGUCGGUGGUCUAUCGCGGGUCAAAUAUACUUAGAAGGGUGCUACGUCGGGUAUACAUACCACCCGCAUGAAGUUCCCGAUAAUUCAUACCACGAAGAAGAAGGUUCAAAAGUAAACACGGGGAAGUCGUUGGCGAUAGUUGUAGGAGGAGUAGCGGCAUUGGUCCUUGUUGCUAUCUUUUUUAUGUUCCUAAAGAGCUUGCGUAAAAAAGGAGAUGAUUGUUGAAGAGAAGGUUUACAUCAUAGAGAUGUUAAGGGUUUAGUUAAUUUUGGACAGCUCCACACAAGUAUUAACUACAUCUAGUGAUUCGGAUACGAGAUACAAAAUCAUAUCAUUGACCAAAUCAGACAACUUGUUUUCCUUUAAUUUGCUUGACGUAUUCAUCAGUCUUCACCCUCUUCUACAUCUUCAGGCACUAGAAAGCAUUGACUUUUAAACUUUAUAGACGCAGAAAUUGCCGAGAGAAGAGAGUUACAUGCAUAUAUAAAAAAUAAUUCAUGUCUAAUAAAAGUUUGUCAAAAAAAAAAAAAAAAAAAGUCUAAUAAAAAUAUUGUGAGUGCACCAACAUAUGUAGCUGAAAUGGAUAAAGGAACACAAUUGUUCCUGAUAAUUUCAAGAGGGGGAAAAAAUCACAAAAUCGAAUUCGAAUAAGUCAUCGCAAUUAUGCUAGGUGAUGAGUAAAAAGGAAGUUAGACCAAAUGAUAUGGAAAAAUGUAAACCUUCUCUUGGUGAAGUGACCAAAUGAUAUGAAUAACCCAUCGCAAGCAACAACGAUGGUGAAGUGACCAAAUGAUAUGGAAAAAUGUAAAAAGCAAACCUGGUUUAGAGAGCUUCACAACUCGAUUGAAGGCUAUUAAAAA